GGGGUAAAAUUACCCUGCAUGUGUGUCUCUAUAUAUAUGUAUGUAUCUGCAGAGAAAGAGUGUUGAAUUACAAGCAAAAAAGAAGAAGAAGAACCCAACAAACGGCUAUAAUUUAGCGUUUUCCCAUUUAGUCAAUUCACAAAGGAAAAAAAAAAUUUGUAAAAAUUAAUUCCCUCCUCUCAUUGAUAAUGGCAAUUCCAUUGCUGUAAAAUUUGAGAGGGAGGGGGUUCAUUUUUUUUAAUCUGGGUUUUUUUUUCUUCAACAAUCUCUCUUUUGAUAUUUUUGUUAUCUUCUAAAUUUUAUAGAAGGUAACAAAAGAUCUUGAGAGAUAAAACAUAAAAAAGUUGGAAAAAAGCCAAAGUUUCAUUGGCCAUUUAUUGAGGGUUUUGAAUUAUAUAGUUAUUGUGUUGUAAUGGUGUCUGAUAUUUAUUAUCCUUCAAAGAAGAGUGACGAUUUUUGUGAAGACGUUUGUGGCGAGCAAUCUACCCCUGGAAUAAUAGGCAUGUCGAGACUACGAUGUAUGCUUCGAGGAUUAGAUUUAAAGGCUAUUGUCUUUUUGGUUGUUUUUGUGCCAACAUGCAUAGUUGGCAUAUACUUUCAUGGACAAAAGAUUACAUAUUUCCUCCGUCCCAUAUGGCAAUCUCCUCCGAAGCCCUUUACUGAAGUUAUUCACUAUUAUCAUGAGAAUGUAUCGAUGGAGAAUCUUUGCAAGCAACAUGGAUGGGGAAUUCGUGAAUAUCCUAGACGUGUCUAUGAUGCAGUUUUGUUUAGUAAUGAAGUGGACAUGCUUACUAUCAGAUGGAAAGAAUUGUAUCCUUAUAUUACGCAAUUUGUUCUUCUAGAGUCGAACUCCACGUUCACUGGCUUGCCCAAGCCUUUUACUUUUGCUAUCAACAAGGACCAAUUUAAGUUUGUUGAACCUCGGUUGACUUAUGGAACCAUUGGAGGAAGAUUCAGAAAAGGUGAAAAUCCGUUUGUUGAAGAGGCAUAUCAGAGAGUAGCACUCGACCAGCUUUUGAGAAUAGCUGGGAUAGAGGACGAUGAUUUACUGAUAAUGUCAGAUGUUGAUGAAAUUCCUAGCAGGCAUACCAUCAAUCUUUUGAGAUGGUGUGAUGAUAUUCCUCCGAUUCUUCACCUUCAUUUGAGGAAUUACUUGUACUCUUUUGAAUUUGAGAUUAAGCACAGAAGUUGGAGAGCUUCAGUCCACAGGUAUCAGAGUGGGAAGACUAGAUACGUACACUACCGUCAGACUGAUUACCUUUUGGCGGAUUCAGGUUGGCAUUGUAGUUUUUGUUUCCGCCACAUCUCGGACUUCAUAUUCAAGAUGAAAGCUUACAGCCACACUGAUAGAGUGAGGUUUUUGCAUUAUUUGAACCCUAGAAGAAUACAAGAUAUCAUUUGUCAAGGGGCUGAUUUAUAUGACAUGCUUCCUGAGGAGUACACGUUCAAAGAUAUCAUCGGUAGCAUGGGACCCCUCCCUCAUUCUCACUCGGCCGUUCAUCUUCCUGCUCAUCUGCUGGAAAAUCCCAACAAGUAUAAGUAUCUCUUGCCUGGCAACUGCAAAAGAGAAAGUGGCUAAGUUUUUAAUUUACCAGUGCUGGGAACAUUUUCGUAACAUGGGAGGUGUUUUCAUGUGCCGAUUUUAUGUUGCACCACGAGGGACAGACUCUUAUCAGGUAAUUGAUGAUGGUCACGUGGCAGUGCUUUAUACAAUUAAAUCUUAUAGGUAAAAGUAGUUUCAGGGAAGCGGCCGGGUGAAUAUUGUCUUUUGGUUCAUUUGAGGUAUCAGUACAUUUAUUUGCCAAGUAAACAUUUAAUUUAGGUGAUGACGUGAAGGCGUUUGGGGAAACUUGAAUGUUUCCUGUCUGUAUCGCAUAUAAACCUGAGAGAGGACUCUCUGAAUGACAAUGCUCGGGCUUUUUGAUUGUAGAAUUGGUUUUCUGACUCUUUUCCUCCUGUUAGUGACAUUAUUCCAAUGUAUAACUCUUGUUUUCCCGAAUUUGUUGCAUAUAUAUCAUGCUGAAAAGCAUCGAGGUCAGUUAGACGCCAA
This is a messenger RNA of Lycium ferocissimum, 2050 nucleotides long. RefSeq lists its product as uncharacterized. The transcript is spliced from 2 exons. Gene Ontology annotation, biological process: protein N-linked glycosylation; N-acetylglucosamine metabolic process. Gene Ontology annotation, cellular component: membrane. Lineage: Eukaryota; Viridiplantae; Streptophyta; Magnoliopsida; Solanales; Solanaceae. The record is from RefSeq and is a predicted model, not a curated record. Gene Ontology annotation, molecular function: beta-1,4-mannosylglycoprotein 4-beta-N-acetylglucosaminyltransferase activity. Bases 413 to 1579 code for a protein of 388 amino acids.